This is a messenger RNA of Monodelphis domestica (gray short-tailed opossum), 4786 nucleotides long. The record is from RefSeq and is a predicted model, not a curated record. Lineage: Eukaryota; Metazoa; Chordata; Mammalia; Didelphimorphia; Didelphidae.
ACGAAGUCCCGGGCCGCGCAAACAUGGCGGCGGCUGGCGCGGGCCGGUGAGGCGGUGUCCGGCGGCGGCGACCUAGCGAGCUCGACGAGCUCGGAGAGAUGGGCACGCGCCGCUGAGUGCCGAGUCAGAGUCGAGGGUCCAGUGCGCUGAGCCCAGCCAUGGAGACGAGCGGCGAGCUGGGCGCCAUGGAGACCAUGGACACCCUCACGGAGCUGGGAGAUGAACUCACUCUAGGGGACAUCGACGAGAUGCUCCAGUUCGUCAGCAGCCAGGUGGGAGAGUUUCCGGACAUCUUCUCCGACCAGCUUUGUGGCAGCGCUUUCCCAGGAGGCAGCGGGAACGGUCACGGCGGCAGUGCCAGCGGCGGGGGCCCCUCGGAGAGCCCCGCAUCGAGGCCCUACAGCCAGGCGGCCCCGGCGGCGGCGGGAGGGUCGGCCGGGUCGGCGGGGUCCUUCCCCCAGACUCCAGCCGGGCCCAUCAAAGCCCCCUCGGGCCCGGCGUCCACCCCUCCUCGGCCCGCGCCCCUGCUCCAGCCCCGCCUGCAGCCCCAGCCGCAGCCCCCGCCGCAGCUGCAGCAACAGACCGUGAUGAUCACCCCCACCUUCAGCACGGCCCCCCCGACCAGGAUCAUCCAGCAGCCCCUGCUCUACCAGAACGCGGCCACCAGCUUCCAAGUCCUCCAGCCUCAAGUGCCGAGCCUGGUGACCUCUUCCCAGGUGCAGCCGGUCACCAUCCAGCAGCAGGUGCAGACGGUGCAGGCCCAGCGCGUGCUGACCCAGGCCGCCAACGGCACCCUGCAGACCCUGGCGCCGGCCACCGUGCAGACGGUCGCCGCCCCGCAGGUCCAGCAGGUUCCGGUGCUGGUGCAGCCUCAGAUCAUCAAGACAGACUCGCUCGUCCUGACCACGCUCAAGACCGACGGCAGCCCCGUCGUGGCGGCCGUGCAGAACCCGGCCCUCACGGCCCUCGCGGCGCCCAUUCAGACCGCGGCCCUCCAGGUCCCCACCCUGGUCAGCGGCGGCAGCGGGACCAUCCUCACCACCAUGCCCGUGAUGGUGGGGCAGGAAAAGGUGCCCAUCAAGCAGGUGCCCGGGAGCGCCAAGCAGCCGGAGCCCCCCAAGGAAGGGGAGAGAAGGACCACCCACAACAUCAUCGAGAAGCGCUACCGCUCCUCCAUCAACGACAAGAUCAUCGAGCUCAAAGACCUGGUCAUGGGGACCGACGCCAAGAUGCACAAGUCUGGAGUGCUGAGGAAGGCCAUUGAUUACAUCAAGUACCUGCAGCAAGCCAAUCACAAACUUCGGCAAGAGAACAUGGUGCUGAAGCUGGCCAGCCAGAAGACCAAGCUUCUGAAGGGCAUCGAUCUGGGCAGCCUGGUGGACGCCGAUUUGGACAUGAAGAUGGACGACUUCAACCAGAACGUGCUGUUGAUGUCUCCCCCGGCCUCGGACUCGGGCUCCCAAGCAGGCUUCUCGCCGUACUCCAUCGAUUCGGAGCCAGGGAGCCCCUUGUUGGACGACGCGAAGGUCAAGGACGAGCCCGACUCCCCUCCGGUGGCGCUGGGCAUGGUGGACCGCUCCCGGAUCCUGCUGUGCGCCCUCACCUGCCUGUGCCUCUCCUUCAACCCCCUGACGUCCCUGCUGCAGUGGGGGGGAGCCCACGACGCGGGCCCGCAGCCAGCGGGGGGCUCCGGCCGCAGCAUCCUUUCCUUGGACUCAGGGGCCGGCGGCUGGUUCGACUGGAUGUUCCCGACCCUCCUCCUGUGGUUCCUAAACGGGCUCAUCGUCCUGAGUGUCUUCAUCAAGCUUCUGGUCCACGGGGAGCCCGUCAUCCGGCUGCACUCGCGCACCUCCGUCACGUUUUGGCGCCACCGCAAGCAGGCCGACCUGGACCUGGCCAAGGGCGACUUCGCCGCCGCGGCCUCCAACCUGCGGACGUGCCUGUCCGUCUUGGGCCGCGCGCUGCCCGCCUCGCCCCUGGACCUGGCCUGCGGCCUCUCCUGGAACGUGAUCCGCUACAGCCUGCAGAAGCUGCGGCUGGUGCGCUGGCUGCUCAAGAAGGGCUCGCAGCGGCGGCGCCGGGCAGCCCCGGCCGCCAGGGGCUCCGAGGACGAGGCCAAGACCAGCGCCCGCGAUGCCGCCCUGGCCUACCACAAGCUGCACCAGCUGCACAUCACAGGCAAGCUCCCCGCCGGCUCGGCCUGCUCCGACCUGCACAUGGCUCUGUGCGCCGUGAACCUGGCCGAGUGUGCCGAGGAGAAGAUCCCCCCCAGCACGCGGGCAGAGAUCCACCUCACGGCCGCCGUGGGGCUCAAGACCCGCUGCGGAGGCAAGCUGGGCUUCUUGGCGAGCUACUUCCUGAGCCGAGCCCAGAGCUUGUGUGGCCCCGAGAGGAGUGCCGUCCCCGACUCCCUGCGCUGGCUGUGCCACCCCCUGGGCCAGAAGUUCUUUGUGGAGCGCAGCUGGUCCGUGACGUCAGCCACCAAGGAGAGCCUGUUCUGUGCCCCCCGGAACCCAGCCGAUCCCAUCGCCCAGGUGCACCAGGCCUUCUGCAAGCACCUGCUGGAGCGAGCCACGGGCGCCCUGGUGAAGCCGCAGGCUGAGAAGGGCCGAGUGGAGCAGCAGGAGGAGACCUGCGAGCUCUCCGGAGCCCUGGAGUACCUGAAGUUGCUGAACUCCUUGGUGGACUCUGUGGGAGUCGUGGCUCCGCCCGUCACAGGCGGCUCCGUGCUCAAGUCGGCCCUCGGGCCAGACGUCAUCUGCAGGUGGUGGACGUGCGCGGUCUGGAUGGCCGUCGGCUGGCUCCAGGGCGAUGAUGCCAUCGUGCGGUCACGCUUCACCGAGGUCGAGAGGCUCCCCAAGUCCCUGGAGAUGGCAGAGAAUCCCCUCGUGAAGGCCGUCUUCCACAUUUGCCGGGCCAUGCACGCCUCGCUCUCAGGGAAGGCCGAGGCCCAGCAGACUUCCUUCGGUCACUGCGAGAGGGCUAGCGGCCACCUCUGGGGCAGCCUCAAUGUCAGCGGCACGGCCUCCGACGCAGGGCUCACCCACGUGGUCCAGCUGCUCGCCUGCGACCUGCUGCUGUCCUUGCGCACCGUGCUGUGGCAGAAGCAGGCCGGCUCCAGCCCGGCCCCCGGGGACACCUGCCACGCCUCGGCCCCCGAGCUCGCCGGCUUCCAGAGGGACCUGGGCAGCCUGCGCCGGCUGGCACACAGCUUCCGGCCGGCCUACCGGAAAGUGUUCCUGCACGAGGCCACUGUGCGCCUCAUGGCCGGCGCCAGCCCCACCCGCACCCACCAGCUCCUGGAGCACAGCCUGCGGCGCCGCUCGGCCCAGACGCCCAAGCACGGUGAGUCCGGUGGCCAGUCCCUGCCCGCACGCCCACGUGGCCACCGGUGUGGAGGCUCACUGGGCCCCUCCCUCCCCGCAGGAGAGGCCGACGCCUUGCCCGGGCAGAGAGAACGGGCCGCCGCCAUCCUGCUGGCCUGCCGCCAUCUGCCCUUGUCCUUCCUCUCGUCCCCGGGCCAGCGGGCUGUGCUGCUGGCAGAAGCCGCCCGGACCCUGGAGAAAGUGGGGGACAAGCGUUCUUGCAGCGACUGCCAGCAGAUGAUCGUCAAGCUGAGCGGGGGCACCGCCAUCGCGGCCUCCUAAGCCGGCCCCCGGCCCCCACCCAGCCACUCAAACCCUCCGUCUCUGUCACCGUCUCGGCCCGCGCCACCCCCGGGUGCCCCGUCCACCUGUGCCCAGUCCAGGAGCAGCCCGGAAACUCAUUCCAUCAUUCUCCCGGGAGAGAGGAGGCCGCGCGUGGUUUGCCGAGGCUUCGGGGUGUCGGGGUCCCUCUUCCCCGCGCCUCCAUCCCUUGUCCUGUCUUCGUUCUUUUCCCCGUAGUGCAAGCGUAGCUGUAGGGGUGAGUGUGGCGGCCGGUCCCAGCGCCCAGCUCCCGAGGGGAGCCCCAGAGAAGGGCAGGCCGCGCUCAGGGCAAAUAUGGAAUAAAAUCAUCGUUUUUUAAUUUUCUAAGAAAAAUAAACGGUAUCCUCCCUAAGUGGCCCACCCUUCCCUGUCCGUCUCUUUCUCCUGGUCCACGAGAAUCGGGCUUCCAAGGCAAGUGGCCGUGGCUGGACCCCGUCUGCCUACUGGGGUGUGUGCCCAGCGGUGCUCUUGUCCUCUCGGGCCCUCCCUAGCCAGGCCAGAGGCCACCCCCCAGACCCGCCUCGGGGGGGGCAUUGGGGGAGCCCAUGAUGGGGGCCCUCCGAUGGAGCAUCACAGACGUGUCCAGCCAUCUCUGUCCACUCCCUGUGGGAGACCCAGCAUGGCAGACGGCGCCAGGGCAGCUGGCUCUUUGGUUUGCGGCAGGCCUGGGCUUAGGGGCGCAGGGCAGUCUGGGACAGAAAGGGCCAUGGGGGCAGCCAGAGGCAGGAUCGGGGCUCAGGGAAGCCCGCCCCAGCCCCCCUGAGCUCGUCCGCUCUUCAGGAUUUCCCACGGUCCUUUGCCCCGGCCCUGUAAGGACCCAGUCGGCCCGCCGAGCGCAGAGCAGAGCCUCUGCACCCCCCUUUUCCUUCUCUUAUUUAUGGGCCUGGCGCCGGCCCUGAGAGUUGUUUUGUGUCUGUGUGUAUAUGCUGUGCCUUGGUGGUGGGGGUUUGGGUGGGGGGAGGCUCAUGUGUAGAACUGGGGUGCUAGUCAGCCCCCCGAGGAAGGCCGGGGGCUCACGGCUCCCCAAAGGCCCUUUCCUAUGUUCAGUCGCGUACCUUGUCCGGGAAUCAGGAUACUCAAUAAACUGAGCUUGGUCUCGC